AUGCAUUCUUUGGCUCAAGAGAUCCAGGGUUUCUCCAAAUCUCGGCUAAAGAAGCAGAGCACUUGUGUGACCACUGCCACUGGACAGAGGCUCCGAGAGAGCAGAGAUGAGGCUGGAGAGGAGCACGUGGAGCCGCUGGACCAGGGCUGUGGCAUUGUGCUGGACCACAGCCUGGAUCUUCAGGUUGGAGUCGUAAGACCCUUUCUACUGCUUGCAUCACAGGAUGCAGCACACGACAUGGAGACCCUUACCACCCAUCAGGUCACCCAUGUUUUAAAUGUGGCCUAUGGGGUGUCUAAUGCGUUUCCCAAAAAGCUGGUGUACAAGACUCUGCCCAUCCUGGACAUCCCUGAAACAAACAUCACUGCUUAUCUGGAGGAAUGCAGCAGCUUCAUUGAUCAAGCCAGAGACCAGAAUGGAAUAGUGCUGGUUCACUGCAACGCUGGAGUAUCACGCUCUGUAUCUGUUGUGAUCGGCUACUUGAUGGCACGCGAAGGACUUCCCUUCAGUGAAGCCCACUGCCAGGUCCUGGCCGCCAGGCCUUCAGCUCGACCCAACACUGGCUUCUACCACCAGCUGCUUCACUACGUGCCUUAA
This is a messenger RNA of Knipowitschia caucasica, 597 nucleotides long. Lineage: Eukaryota; Metazoa; Chordata; Actinopteri; Gobiiformes; Gobiidae. The record is from the annotation of a GenBank genome assembly.